Molecule: messenger RNA, 261 nt
Organism: Cetraspora pellucida
Lineage: Eukaryota; Fungi; Glomeromycota; Glomeromycetes; Diversisporales; Gigasporaceae
Source: the annotation of a GenBank genome assembly
AUGGCCGAUUUUAUUGACGAUGUACAAGGAACUACCAAUAAUGCAAAUACCUAUACUGAGUAUGAUGAAGGUCGUGAAACUGAUGACCACACAUAUCCCUGCAAUAAUACUAGCGCUAAUUUUAUUGAAAAGUCGUUCGCUAAAGACCUCUACAAUUAUUGGAUACCUUCUGGUAUCAUGGCAGAAUUUACCACAAGCAUUUACAAAGGAAACACCUUAUUACCAGAGGAACGUCAGACUUUAUUACAAUCUUAUCCAUGA